UGUGUCCCAGGAAAGGGAAGUUUGGGGUCCCGUGCUGGAGCUGUUGCCCGCGUGACCCGAUCCCGGAUAAGCACUUGAAGGUGAUGAGUGAGUGAUUAAAAUAUGCUGCCGAUGUGGUCAUGUCAUUUGACCACAACUUCACAGGGGAAGGAUCCGCAUAUGACUAUAACAAUAUUUUCUAAGGUUGACUGGUUGUCUGCCUGCGUGGUUGCUGUCCAGGACCCAAGGUGGUUCUGUGGUGUUGUGUAUGCAGAAAUGAGCAGCACCAGCACAUGAUCCCAGACUUGACUGACUCUGUUUGACAAACAGGUGAAGGAUGGAGGCUCCUCCUGUUACUGUGAUGCCUGUCACCGGUGGCACAAUCAAUAUGAUGGAGUACCUGUUACAAGGCAGUGUGUUGGAUCAGGCCCUGGACAGUCUCUUACAUCGACUCCGAGGUCUGUGCGACAACAUGGAGCCAGAGACGUUUACAGACCAUGAACUGGUUUACCUCCUCAAAGGUCAGCAAGGCAACCCCUUCAUUCUGCGUGCACGCCGUUCCCUGUCCCACCCCACAGCUCCAUGGCAUCUGCGCUACCUAGGCCAACCUGAAGUUGGAGACAAGAGCCGCCAUGCACUUGUGCGCAACUGUGUUGACGUGGCGGCGUCGCACAGCCUGCCCGAGUUCCUGAAUGAGAUGGGCUUCCGCAUGGACCACGAGUUUGUAGCUAAUGGCCAUAUAUUCCGUAAAGGUGGAAUGAAAGUGGUGGUUAGCAAGCUGUCACGCAUCCUGGUACCCGGGAACACUGAGAACACAGAGCGCCUAUCGCUGUCGUAUUUGGUGGAACUGAGUGUUCUGGCUCCGGCUGGGCACGACACUGUAUCAGAGGACAUGCGCGGUUUUGCUGAGCAACUCAAACCUCUUGUUCACUUGGAGAAGAUUGACCCCAGCAAACAGAGACAUUGAGUAGACCUCAGUAGGUAGCAUCAACUCUAGCUACAAUAGACAAGGUAUUUUUUGAUUGCAUAGAUUGUAAGCAGAGAUCUAUAUUUUCGUUAUCUGUACUCACUGUGGAAACCAAGAUGUCUUUGACCACAGAGUUACACAUAAUGAAAGUGCCAAUAGCAAAUAAAGUCUAAUUACACCAUUCCGGUGUGGGUGUGGGAUAUUCCUCCUCACUGAUGCAGUCAGACUGCUCCAAUUUGGAAUGCAAACAUGAACCCAAAGCUUUUAUAGGGCGCUGAUGAUGAGUGUUGUGACUGCCUGUGUAUGGGUUUACAUUGAAGACAUGAUUUUGUAUUUUUGUGUGUGUGUUUUUAAACUUGAUGUUGUACCUUGUUACCCUUUAGAUCAGACUGGUUUAAGAUAUUGUAUUGGUCUAGUUUCACGAGGAUUGAGACCUAGAAGUCUCGACAUUGUAUUGUUCUAAUAUGAAAAGAAUAAUUUAGUUGUCUGGCAGUAACUGAGAUUGUGUUCAGAAUAAAAACAGGUUUGCAGAUAUGCAAGAGUCUCCAUCUACACUGGGGAGCUGCAGUGAAAGUAUGACCUUUCACUGCACUUGGUUUGCCAAGUACAGUGUUGCAGAUUAUGGUUGGAGUUGACAUUUGUGAUACGACUGCUACUAAAAUACGUUGACUAAACAUGUGACAAAUGAAUAC
This is a messenger RNA of Thalassophryne amazonica, 1638 nucleotides long. It is a transcript of the gene med18, whose product is annotated as mediator of RNA polymerase II transcription, subunit 18 homolog (yeast). Bases 317 to 946 code for a protein of 209 amino acids. The record is from RefSeq and is a predicted model, not a curated record. Gene Ontology annotation, biological process: regulation of transcription by RNA polymerase II; termination of RNA polymerase II transcription. Gene Ontology annotation, cellular component: mediator complex; core mediator complex. Lineage: Eukaryota; Metazoa; Chordata; Actinopteri; Batrachoidiformes; Batrachoididae. The transcript is spliced from 2 exons. Gene Ontology annotation, molecular function: transcription coregulator activity.